AGAGAGAGAGAGAGAGAGAGAGAGAGAGAGAGAGAGAGAGGGUCUUUCCCGCGGGAGUAGAGAGCGCCGAAAGGGAGACAAGAAGUUGAUGUUCUUGUUUGUUUGGUUGCAGGAGUUGAUGGGUGUGGAUGAGCGGGUGUUUGCGUGCAUGUACUGCGGUGCCUCGUUCCUCCACCAGAGCAAGCUGACGCGGCACAUCCUCUCGCACAGCCUCGAGUCGCUCAAGUACCGCGAGCAGGCGGCCCACCUGCAGCUGCAGGCUCAGCUGGGCCUCGAGCCCGGCAUGCACCUGCCGCCGGAGGCCCACUAUCCCGCCGCGGGUACGAUCGAGCCGAUGGACUUCGAGCUCGCGGCCCACUCGGACCCGACCUCCGGCGUCGUCCUCUGCAAGUUCUGCGGCAAGUCCUUCCCGGACGUCGGCUCGCUGAUCGCCCACCUACCGGCGCAUACCGGCGACCGGCCGUUCAAGUGCGAGUUCUGCGGCAAGGCGUUCAAGCUGCGCCACCACAUGAAGGACCACUGUCGCGUGCACACCGGCGAGCGGCCGUUCCGGUGUACGCUGUGCGGCAAGACCUUCUCGAGGUCGACGAUACUCAAGGCCCACGAAAAGACACAUUACCCCAAGUAUGUGCGCAAGUUCCUGUCCCCGAGCCCCGUGGACCCCUCCGAGGAAGAGGCUCCGCCGCCGCCACCACCGCAUCAUUGAGUUCGCCUUAGCCUCAGCAGAGAUCGCCGCGCCAUCAUCGGCGCCGAUGACAACGACGACGACGACAACGACGACGACGAGGACGACGACGAG
Messenger RNA from Harpegnathos saltator (Jerdon's jumping ant), 799 nucleotides. RefSeq names its product zinc finger protein 628-like. Bases 89 to 706 code for a protein of 205 amino acids. The transcript has a single exon. The record is from RefSeq and is a predicted model, not a curated record. Gene Ontology annotation, cellular component: nucleus. Gene Ontology annotation, biological process: regulation of gene expression. NCBI's taxonomy places the organism in Eukaryota, Metazoa, Arthropoda, Insecta, Hymenoptera, Formicidae.